Messenger RNA from Blumeria graminis f. sp. triticale, 876 nucleotides. NCBI's taxonomy places the organism in Eukaryota, Fungi, Ascomycota, Leotiomycetes, Helotiales, Erysiphaceae. The record is from the annotation of a GenBank genome assembly.
AUGUCACCACCGCCAAAAAGAUUGAGACGCUUUAAAGAACCACCGCGUAGGAAAUUAGAAGAGGCAGAGAAUAAGGUCGCGGCAGUACAAAGCGCGUUUGUCCAGUCUUCGCCGCCUGACCUUCAUAAAAACCACACCCGUGUCCGUCCUUCAAGACAAAAAUCGAAGAUCAGAGCCAGUCAACACCCAGCCCAAGCUAGUACCGUCAUAUCUCCGUUAAGAGCGACUUCUCACAGCUACCAUACCCAUGCACAAACCGAUCAAGACUAUGAAAAAAUUGGUAGCAGCAGUCCUGAAAGGGCAAAGACCAAAGGUUUUCUUAGCAAAAACAUAAAAAAGGAAGUCAACUUGAAAUCAAUCACCACCGAGCUCGAUUUCCCAAAAUCUAAUUCCUGUAACCGUCAAUCUACAACAGGCGACUUUAGUAAGCAAGCGCUUAAAGAAGCUUCAAUCGAUAACUUGGACCUAAUUUCGGACUGGGAUGAAGACGAUUUGGAGUUCACUAUACCGUCUUUAGGCGUUGACAACAUGAAAACUAAGAAGCACAUAUGUUUCAAAGAAUUACAGAGUUUCCAGCAAAAAGGAAAUAAUCUUAGUGGAAGUCAGAAAUUUCUUCCGAAACAAAUACCAUCCGAUCGAUCAUCAAGUGAUGAUACUCGCCCAUGGGCCGAAAAAUUUGCUCCAGCCAACCUUGAAGAGCUAGCGGUACAUAAACGGAAAGUUGCAAACAUAAAAUCGUGGCUUGAAGACGUCAUCAGUGGUAGAAAAAGAAAAAUAAUAUUGCUACUAAAAGGUGCUGCCGGUAUUAGAAUGGCGAAAUCCCAUCGGCUCCAUCUCUUCAUCCAAUGGACUGUUAUAUAUGUCUGCCCAGUUUGA